Messenger RNA from Suncus etruscus (white-toothed pygmy shrew), 4053 nucleotides. It is a transcript of the gene CDHR2, whose product is annotated as cadherin related family member 2. Gene Ontology annotation, cellular component: catenin complex; plasma membrane. NCBI's taxonomy places the organism in Eukaryota, Metazoa, Chordata, Mammalia, Eulipotyphla, Soricidae. The transcript has 31 exons. The record is from RefSeq and is a predicted model, not a curated record. Bases 1 to 4053 code for a protein of 1350 amino acids. Gene Ontology annotation, molecular function: cadherin binding; calcium ion binding. Gene Ontology annotation, biological process: homophilic cell-cell adhesion.
AUGGAAGGUGCGGUUCCUUGGUGGGUUAAUGAUUACUCAGAUGAGGUGGUGAUGGUGCUAAAGUCUGCCAGCAGCAAAGCAGCAGGUCCAGAGGGUGCCCAUCUGCGAUCACUGGUGCCUGUCCACCACCCACCGCCCCUUGGGGGCACAGGGGAUGAGGUCUUCUGGCUGGUGGCCACAGACCCAGAUCACAGUUCCCUGACCUACAGCAUUAAUGGCAACAAUUCCCAGUUCUUCAGUGUCAACGCCAGUACCGGGCAGGUGAAACUGAAGGUCCCACUGGAUUAUGAGACACAGCCUUUUUUCCCCAUCAACAUCUUCGUGAGCAAUUCCAAUGAAAUGAAUUGCUUCUCACACACACCAUUUCGAGGCUCACCUGGGCUUUCUCAUCUGCAGAUAUCAAGGACAAUGACAGUGAUAAUAGAAGAUAGAAAUGACAAUCCACCCAUUUUUAGCAACACAGUCCUCUCUAUCAGCAUCAAUGAGACCCUGCCGCCUGGCUCCGUGGUGUACAAUGCGACUGCGACAGACCCAGACACAGGUUCGGGAGGUGUCGUGAACUACUACAUCGAUGGGUUUAUCCCCAACAACGCUGAGACCAAGGAACUCUUCACCAUAGAGAAGAAUGGUUCCAUCAUUCUCAAAGGCAAUUUGAGCUAUAACAACAAGAGUUCCUCCUAUCAGCUGAAACUUGGAGCCUGUGAUUCAGGGGGCGAGUAUAAAGGUGAAAAAAAUUAUACCCAGUGCUCCACGCCUUUCUACCUGUCCAUCACCGUGAUCGAUGAGGCCGACUUAGACCCCCAAUUUCUUAAGGAAUUCUACUCUGCUUCAGUGGCUGAGGAUGCAAUCCAGGGAACAUCUGUGUUGAGGGUGGAAGCUCAGGACGGUGACAAAGGUCUCAACUGGAAAUUGGUCUACAGCAUCACGAACUCCACCAAGCCUGGCUGGUUUCGCAUUGAUCCUUCCAGUGGAGUGAUUGAAGUCGAUGGCUCCUUGGACCGUGAGGAACUUCUGGAGGAGAAUGAAGAGGUUCGGGUGUUGGUGACGGCCACCGAGGAAAAUGAGAAUAUAUUUGGGCAGAAGGCCAGCAUAAGCACAUGGGUGACAGUGAGAGUGACAGAUAUCAAUGAUCAUGAUCCUGAAUUUUUUAACUGCAGCCUCCCGGACUGUUCUUUCGAACCCCAAUUAAAGCAACAUAACUUUUCUGGUUCUGUGGAUGAGCAUGCAUCCACCCGUAUCCCCAUCGACAAUCUCACCAUGGUGGUCUAUGACCCAGAUAAGGGUAAUAAUGGAACCUUCCUGCUGAGCCUUGAGGGUCCUGAUGCUGCUGCCUUUAGCGUCUCCCCAGAGCGUGCUGCGGGCUCAACUGAAGUGCAGGUGCUGGUGAAAAAUCCAUCACUGGUCGACUAUGAAGUAAAAAUAAAGAUGGAGGUUCAGGUCAUGGCCACUGAUACAGCCAGUGGGAAUACCACCAAAGCUUGGGUGACCAUACACCUUCGAGACAUUAAUGACCACAGACCCACCUUCCCCGAAAGCCUGUACAACUGCACUGUCAAGGAGCACUGUAAGGAUGAUGUCGUCUGCCAAAAUAUCACAGCCUAUGACAAGGAUGAACAGAGUGUGAUCAACUAUACACUGCUUCCAGGAAGUGGGGCCGAUGUCUUUGAGGUUAACUCUACUUCAGGAAAAAUAACUGCAAAAAACUGCACAUUGCUAGACCGAGAGGCACAAGCUGUGUACUACCUCACACUGGAGGCCAAAGACAAUGGAGGGCUAUCCAACACCACCAACGUGCAGGUCUUCCUGGAGGACAUCAACGACAACCCCCCCAAGAUUAUUGGCUCCUAUAACAUUUUUGUCAAAGAGGGAGAGAACAGCACAGUCUCCGAAUGCAUCAAGGCAACUGAUGAUGACCAGCCAGGAACCAACAACAGUCUCCUGAAGUUUAGUCUAGAAAACAGUACCUACAGCCAGAAUUUCUCAAUAAAUGCCACAGGGUGCCUCUCCAACCUGAAGCCCCUGGAUCGAGAAGCCAUCAGCCCGGGGCUGAAUGGUCGUAUUGUGUUGAAGGUGAACGUCAGUGACUGUGGUGACCCAGUCCUAAGUACCGUGGCUAAUGUCACCAUCACUGUGGAGGACGUCAAUGACAAUGUGCCCGUCUUUAGCAACUCCAACUACAAGUUCUCAGUAAAUGAGAGAGUGUCAAAUGUCCAGGUGGGUGAGAUAACUGCUUCAGAUGCAGAUCAGACAACGGCCAACAACCGCAUUAGCUUUAGUUUGUCGGGAAAUGGAUCACAAAACUUCAUCAUUAAAGGCGUCCCAGCGUUGAAAGACGGGAUGGCCGAGGGCUUACUCUGGCUGCCCCCCGAUGUGAGUCUGGACUACGAGAGCCAGAGCCUCUACAACUUCAGUGUGAUGGCAGAGAACCCAGAUCCUGGAAGCUCUUCAGCCACAGCAAACGUGCUUGUGUGGGUGCAAGAUGUGAACGAUGAACCACCCGUUCUGGUGGCUGAAUCACUCCAGGGCGUGAUCGUGGCUGAAAAUGGGUCACAGCAUGGCGAGGUGGCGACGGUGAAGGCCGUGGACCCAGACUCCACGGCCCAGGUGGUGAUCCAACUGGUGAAUGUUUUCUGUACCAAGGAUGGCAAGGAUGUGGGCAGCCUGUGUUCAACUUGGUUUGAUGUGCAGCCCAAUGGCACUGUAGUCAUCAAUCAGAGCGAGGCUAUAGACUACGAGACCUGUAACCAGGUGACACUGGUCGUGCGAGCCUAUGACGAAAAGACAGACGGAAACUUCUUGGCUUUCAGCAACAAUGGAAGCCUCAUCAUCACCAUCCAGGAUGUAAAUGACAACGCACCCCAGUUUCUGCAAAAUAAUAAAACCUUCGUGAUCAUCCCGGAACUGGUGAUACCCAAUCAGCAAGUGGCAUCUGUCCAGGCCACAGACAAAGACUCAGGGAAAAAUGGGAUCAUUCACUUCUCCAUCAAGAAAGUGGAAUUUGUCCCUAAGGAAGGAUCUACGAUAACUUUCAAUGGCUUCCGGGUCACCACCUCCUCUGAGGCCAACGUGUUUACUGGCAGCAUUGAAUUGGUGACCAGCCUUGACUCCAAGCUCCAAGGCACCUAUGAAGUGACAGUUCAGGCUCAGGACACUCCUUCUGUUGGAUCACCCUUACAAACAGAAACUACCCUGAAUCUUUUCACUGUGGAUCAGAGUUACCGUAUAACCUUGGAGUUCUCCACCAGCCAGAGUGAAGUGGGCGAUAAUGUGGAGGAGAUUAAGGAGGCUCUUGGCCAAGCAACCAGGACCAGUGUCUACAUCGUGAGCAUUCGGGACAAAGACAACAGUGUGCGAGCCCAAGGUCGCACCUUCCUUGAUGCAUACUUCGUCUUCUCCAAUGGCACUGCUCUGAAACUUGACCAACUGAGCACGAUGAUCCGGGGUGACCAGGACUCACUGAUGAAGUUGCUGCAGCUGGGACUGGUGGUGCUGGGCUCCGAAGACACACAGAACUCAGACGUGACACAGAGGCUCAGCGGGGUCAUCAUAGGUUUGGGGAUCGCCCUGGUGCUGCUUAUCAUCAUCAUGAUCACAUCUCUUGUGUGUGUGCGGAGGAGCUACAAACGAGAACUUCGGGCUGUAAAAGCUGCCAAGGAGGCUCGGCAGACUGUGGCCGGAGUGAACACUUCUUCCUCGGCCAUCCCAGGAACUAACCUGUAUAACACUGACCGGGCCAACCCCAUGCUAAACCUUGCCACCAAGGACCUGGGCUUCGAGUCUCAAUCUUCCUGCAGUGACAUGGACCGCACCAGCCUCAACUCCCUAGAUGAAAACUCUGUGGACCUGGGAAAGGAGAAGGAGAAGCCAGAAAGGAAGAAGCAAUCCAAGCAGAAUCAGAAGAAGGCAGAUAAAGUACCCCUGGACAGUCAGGUGGAGGAUGAUGAAGGACUUCUGAGCAUGGUGCUCUCUGACAGGAAGAAGAGCGCAGGUGGACAGCAGAAAGUGGCCUUCUCUAACCCUGUCCUGAACAUCAGCGAUGACUCGAAAGUAUGA